Messenger RNA from Brettanomyces nanus, 894 nucleotides. RefSeq lists its product as uncharacterized. NCBI's taxonomy places the organism in Eukaryota, Fungi, Ascomycota, Pichiomycetes, Pichiales, Pichiaceae. The coding region runs from base 1 to 894 and encodes 297 amino acids. The transcript has a single exon. Gene Ontology annotation, molecular function: dephospho-CoA kinase activity. The record is from RefSeq and is a predicted model, not a curated record. Gene Ontology annotation, biological process: coenzyme A biosynthetic process.
AUGGCAUACAGAAACCCUCUACUAUUAAUUACCAGGAAGCAGAUCAAGAAUCAACAGUCACUUAAUGUUGUGAUUUCGUCAGCCCUUCCCCAAGUCGAACCUGGAUCCAAUCUCUACAUACAGAUUACGGCCGAUUAUACACAGUUGAGCAUUCUAAUAGACGAGUUAGUUUCUGUUUACGAUACGGCAAGACAUUACAGCGAAGAAAACAAAAAUAUAAGCACCUAUGUUCUAUUUGGUUCCAACUACCUAAACCUAUUCAAUUACUGCGAUUGGACGAUAGCUCUUUAUCAGUCAUCUGAUGCCCUUAGCAGAUUCAUCAACAAACCAGGUAUUCCCAUUAAACUACUUCAAGAAUCAAAUACGGACUUAUCUGAAUUCAAACCAGAUGCACAUCCUAUGGAUAAUUUGACUGGGUCUAAAGAUGAAUAUCAUACUGUUGCCGUGGGAGGAACGUUUGACCAUUUACAUGACGGCCACAAAAUUCUACUUACAGCUUCUAUAUUUUUGGCUAGCACAAUUCUCAUAAUUGGAGUCACUGGACCCAAACUAUUAGUCAACAAGAAGUAUGCUGAGUACAUGGAGAGCUAUGAUCAAAGAGCUUCCAUUGUCGGUCGAUUUGUGAAAUUGAUCGAUUUUAACCAGAGGACUGAUUUCUACCAGAUCAAUGACGUCUGUGGGCCGACUGGCCAUAUAAACGAAAUUGAUGCUUUAGUGGUAAGUUUUGAGACUGCUUCGGGUGGUGAUUAUGUCAACAAUUUGAGAAAGGAAGAGGGGCUCAAGCAGUUGAAAAUCAUUGCCGUCUGUGUUAUAGGAGGUAAAGACAGUGAGCAGUUUAAGGAAAAAUUGAGUAGCACAUAUUUAAGGAAGCUAGAAGCGGAAAAACAACAAUAA